AUGGGUAGUGAAGCUGAAGUCGAUUCGUGGUCACUACGAGAGGAAGCCGUUGCUGGAGUGGAGGGAGUCGUCGAUCUGCUCGAGGAUCAUUUCGGUUUCCCUGUCGCUCGUUCACCGCAAUCCGGCGGUGGAAUGGAGAGCAAGAAACACUCGACGGUUGGCCUUCCCGCGCCCGCUUUAUUCACUUUUGAUACAAAGGGUGAUGAACCAGAUAAAUGGCGAUAUGUGAUCAACUCGAUGAGGCAAACAUUGGCCAGAGAGGAGGCUGUGAUUAAGGAAGAGCGUCGAAAAUCUUUGGAAGGAGAAGCAAGAAAAAGAAGUCGAUGGACGUCGUGGUUGAGUAAUAAAUGGAGAAGAAGGAAGAGGCCGAAAAGUCCCGUCUCAACAUGGACUGUUGAUGGUGUUCUCAAUUGGUUGUCAUCACUCGGUUUAUCCCAAUACACAGAACAAUUUCGUGCCAAUGAUAUCACCGGUCAAGAGCUAAUCCAUUUGGAAAGAUCCGAUUUCAAAGAUCUUGGUGUCAUCAAGAUUGGUCACAUCAAACGGUUACAGUCAGCUAUCGGCGAUUUGGUUGAAAAGGAGAACGAGGCGAGAACGAGAGCUGGUAGUCGAAAAGGAGCGAGCUUAUCCGUCGAGCGACGAGGUAUGGCU
Messenger RNA from Mesorhabditis belari, 651 nucleotides. The record is from the annotation of a GenBank genome assembly. NCBI's taxonomy places the organism in Eukaryota, Metazoa, Nematoda, Chromadorea, Rhabditida, Rhabditidae.